This is a messenger RNA of Thyridium curvatum, 1944 nucleotides long. RefSeq lists its product as uncharacterized. The record is from RefSeq and is a predicted model, not a curated record. NCBI's taxonomy places the organism in Eukaryota, Fungi, Ascomycota, Sordariomycetes, Thyridiales, Thyridiaceae. Bases 1 to 1944 code for a protein of 647 amino acids. The transcript has 2 exons. Gene Ontology annotation, biological process: nucleoside metabolic process. Gene Ontology annotation, molecular function: catalytic activity; ADP binding.
AUGGACUUGCCAUCACGUCUCGACCAACGGCCACACCGCCCAGCGUCGCGCAAUGAUUUCGAGAUUGCCAUCCUUUGCGCCCUCACCCUCGAAGCAGACGCUGUCGACCAUGUCUUCGAUCACCAUUGGAAGAAGGACGGGAUUACAUACGACAAGGCGCCUGGUGAUUCGAACUACUACAUCACCGGCACCAUCCACCGCCACAAUGUUGUCCUCGCAUAUAUGCCAGACGAGGGCAAGGUUAAUGGCGCCGUGGUCGCAACGAAUUGCCGCCUGAGCUUCCCAAACAUCAGGCUUGCCCUUGUCGUGGGGGUCUGCGCCGCCGUUCCUUUCCCCAGGAGCGACUCAACAAGCAGAGUUGACGAGAUAGUCCUUGGAGAUGUGAUCAUCAGCAACGGUGUUGUGGAGUACGACCAUGGUCGUAUGCAGCCUGAGGGCUUCAAGCGCAAGGCAACUGUGAUGGAUAACCUGGGAAGGCCUAAUCAGGAGAUACGAACCUUUUUACGGAUGCUCAAAGGCGUGCGGCCGGGUCGGGAACUGCGGCAGGCUAUGCUCGAGCAGCUGUCGCGUUUCAAGACUGAGCCGAAACUUGACGCUGAUUAUCCGGGGUUUGAAAAUGACAGACUAUUUCCGACAGGAUACCGUCAUGCCACCGAUGGCAAAUCGUGUGAUGAAGGCGGAUGCGCUCAGCCGCUGGUCAAGCGUCGGCGUCUGCAGCAGCCAGACGUGCAACCUAGAGUUCACAUCGGGCUCAUCGCCUCGGGCGACAUGGUCAUGAAAUCAAGCUUCCAUCGUGACAUCAUUGUCGAGGACGAGAAAGUAAUUGCAUUCGAGAUGGAGAGUGCCGGAGUGUGGGAUGUCUUCCCCUGCGUGGUCAUCAAAGGCGCCUGCGACUACGCAGAUAGCCACAAGACCAAAGGCUGGCAGCGGUAUGCCGCAGCCACGGCAGCAUCUUGUAUGAAGGCUUUUCUGGGAGAAUGGGUGCCGUCAAACCUACAGACCAUUCCAGCCCCUGCACCCUCGUCCUCUACUGUCACAGCAGAACUCUCCACAGCACAACCUGCCGUGGUCACGACCAAAACUGUGGUCUUCUGUGUUCCCCUGCCAGUGAACCCGCGCUUUGUGGGACGUACUCAGAUUCUCAAUGAACUCCAAACCAAGCUCUUCGACAAUGACAAUGGCAAGAUAGCCCUGGUGGGGCUAGCAGGUGUGGGCAAGACGCAAAUUGCGUUGCAACUAGCAGUCUAUGUGAGAGACAACAUGCAAGACCGCUCUGUUUUCUGGUUAUCCGCUUUGAGCAUGCCCAGCUUCGAACAAUCUUGCCGCCUGAUCAUGAAGCAAAGUGGACUCAAAGAUUCGGAUAGCAAGGAUCCGAAAGCUAUCAUUCAGGACUAUCUCAGCUCGGAGAGGGCAGGCAGAUGGCUGCUGAUCGUGGAUAACGCGGAUGACAAGUCCCUGCUUUUUGGGUCAGACGAAGUUACCGAGUGCAUUAAAAAGCAUCUCCCACAAAGCGAGAGCGGCUUGAUGUUGUUUACUACACGGUCACGACAAGUGGCAAGUGCAGCAGCUCAAUGUGCGGAGAACAUCAUUCCAGUAUUGGGGAUGUCAGAUCAAGAAGCCCGGGAGCACCUGGGCAAGAAGACUUCUAGCUCAGAGCUCAACCGAAACGAAGAGGCUACAGAGUCUCUUCUUCAGAGGCUCACCAAUCUCCCUCUGGCGAUAACCCAAGCCGCUGCCUACAUCAACGAGAAUCAGAUAAGCAUCGCGACGUACCUCGACCUCUUCGACAAUACGGAUGCGGUGCAGCUGAUCAGCAACCAUUUCUACGACGACACAAGAUACAAGGAAAGCGACAAUGCUGUGGCCACUACUUUGCUUGUGUCUUUCCGACAGAUCUCCGAGACCAACGAGCUUGCUGCUAGACUUCUCACGUUUCUAGCAUAG